Messenger RNA from Onthophagus taurus, 915 nucleotides. RefSeq lists its product as uncharacterized. NCBI's taxonomy places the organism in Eukaryota, Metazoa, Arthropoda, Insecta, Coleoptera, Scarabaeidae. The record is from RefSeq and is a predicted model, not a curated record.
AUGCGGCUGGCGAAGGUGCUUGAUGUUGUAUCGAGAUCGGCUGUUGGCUGGUAUUUGGCUACGGGGUGCUCUUUGGCCGAAUUACAUUAUAAUUUUCGUAUUGGUAGAUCUAGUGCUAGUAGCAUUAUCCAAGACGUUUGUAAGACAAUAUGGAUUGAAUUAGCAGAUAAAGUUAUACCUCAAUGUUCUACAGAGAAGCGGAUCGAAAUUGCUAAAGAAUUUCAAAAAGUUGCACAGUUUCCCAAUUGCAUAGGAGCAAUAGAUGGGAAACAUAUACGAACUAAGCAGCCACCAAAUAGUGGCUCUAUGUACUAUAAUUAUAAACAGUAUUUUUCUACGGUAUUAUUUGCGAUGUGCGAUGCUAAUUAUUGCUUCACAUACAUCGAUGUAGGAUCAUAUGGAAAAUCAAGUGAUGCUGGCAUAUUUAAACAUUCAAAACUUUAUGAAAAAUUAUGUGAUGGUACAUUAGGGGUGCCUGCACCAUGUGGUAUUGAUGAAACAAAUGAAAAAUACCCUUUUGUAAUAGUUGGUGAUGAGGCAUUCCCUUUAUCUGAAAAUUUGCUUAGGCCUUAUGGAGGAAAACAGCUCACAUCUAUUAAAGAAACUUUUAAUGCUAGAUUAUCUCGAGCAAGAAGAUAUAUUGAGUGCUCUUUUGGAAUUUUAGCCAAUAAAUGGCGUAUAUUUCAUCGGCCUAUUGAUCUUGAUAUUGAUGGAACUGUAAAUCUUGUUAAAGCAGCUUGCGUACUACAUAAUUUCAUAAGGACAAGAGAUGGCACUCGCUCGAAUGACCAGAUAUUUGAUGAGGAUCCCAAUCUUAACAGUCUAGCACCAGACACAGCGCAUAGAGGAAAUUCAUUAGCAUUAUUUGCUAGAGAUAAAUACGCCAAAUAUUUCGAAGACAAAAACUUAGAAUGA